Molecule: messenger RNA, 7742 nt
Organism: Poecile atricapillus (Black-capped chickadee)
Lineage: Eukaryota; Metazoa; Chordata; Aves; Passeriformes; Paridae
Gene: CIRBP
Product: cold inducible RNA binding protein
Exons: 4
Coding region: 3980-4639 (219 amino acids)
Biological process (GO): positive regulation of mRNA splicing, via spliceosome
Cellular component (GO): extracellular region; spliceosomal complex
Molecular function (GO): RNA binding
Source: RefSeq, a predicted model, not a curated record
GCUGAGUCCGUGUGCUGUAGGAGCUCUGAACCUGCUGAGCCUGAGCCUGGAGCUGGGGCAGGCUCAGGCUGUGGACGUGGUGGUGCCGGGAGAUUCUAAGUUUAAUGCAUGUUGUGCAGGAGUUGCUUGGAUCUCUAAGGCAAAGCAAGUGUUUUUAAAAAAAAAAAAAAGGUGUUCCUGGAGCCCAAACUCGGCUGCCCUAACGCACUGACCCGCGGGUGGGGGAUCUCAGUAGCCAAGUAGCCGUAGCCUCGGAAUAAUGCAAAGGGAGUAAAAUGCUGGAACUUGUCUUUGCUUCAGUGCCUUUACAAUUGUGCCUGCUUCUUGUCCUCAGCUACACACAACGAGUAAAAAUCCUUCCUGACUCAAGAUCGUCCUUCCAAUGGCUGUAUUUAUAAAGAUUUUUGGAGCUUCGCUGAAAUGGUUAUUGUGUAGUACAUCUUACUUGUAUUUUCACUUUUGUAGUAUUAUCAGUUCUGAUCUUGUCAUACACAGCCUGGCAGCUUCUGAGACGAGACUGUCUGAUUAGACUGUCUUGGAGAAAGCUCUGCUUUCAAGUGGUUUUAAUCUUUUUUGAAAGCACUUCAGAUUUUAUUUUGUCCUCUCAUGAAUGAGCCAAGGUGUUCGUUUCUGGUUUUGUUUUUUUUUUUUUUUUUAAACUUGGGGCCCCAAUUCAGUUUCUUUUGAGCUAGAAAGGACCUUGUACCGAUGUUCACUGGAAGCUGAACAAGCUGUGGACUUUUUUCUUUUUUUUUUUUUUUUUUCUCAAGUGCAUUACCUUCGUCUUUUGUAACAUUCCUUUAGUGUAGCAAGGUAGGAAUGCAGCCUGGGUUCCGUUGGAAGGCAAACCACCUUGAUAUAUCUAAAGAGAAACGUGCUUGUAUGUUCAACCCGCAUAACGGUAUUUUUACUGUUGUAAUGAUGUAAAUGACCCAGAACUAGACUUGCAAACUUACCAUAAAGAGGUUCUUGAAAAUGUUUAUUUAUAUUGUCCUUUUUUACUGGAAGACAUAUGCAUAUUCCAUUGCUGUUGUAUUUGAAGUGGUAAAGGAUUCCUGUAUACAGUUUUCUUUGGCUUUACGAAGCCUAUUAAAAGACCGUCUGAAAUGAACUCUGCUCCUGACAUUUACAUUUCAUUGCACAACACAACCCUUGGAGACGAAGAACAGUCUUGGGAGCGAGAGGAGAUUAGGGACAGUGGCAGAGCCAGCCGGACGAUUGCCCGGCUGCUGGAAUUUAAAUCCUAAAAUCGGUCUUGACAUCUGAAUUGGCCAACAAAUUCCACUUAAAAAUAGUCAAAACUUGUCUAUAGAGGCUGGACGUACAAACCUGAGGGCGUGCUAGGAGCGAAGUGCAGUUGGAAUGUUAGGAAGGAUAAUGGAUGUUUCCUCCAAAGCUGCUGUAGCCUACACUGGGAAGCUGUAGAGAAGAGCCAAGUGCUGUAGUCCCUGGGCUGUUCCCUGCGUGCCGAGCGCGUGUGCGAUGUAGGGGAAUGCCGGGCUUAGCUUAGCUGUGUCAUUGCUUACAAGUUCUAAGAAUUCUUUGCUAGCAAAUGGAAACUGCAGUGUCCUUGGAGAAAAGAAGUGUUGUGCCUCCAACAGAAACCUCUGAGACGAGAGCUGCUCUCUUGGCUAGUUCAUAUGUGGAAAUAGUCCUGUAAUUCGAGGUAACUCCUUUUGCUCAUGUCCGCAUCCUUCCUCUUGUUGAGAGCUCAUUUGAAAGUCUAAUGUACCUGUGAAAUAUUCCUUUUGACAAUUUUGGUCAGCUGCUGGAAAAACGUUUAACCCAUGCCGUAUGCAACCUUUGGCUUGUGGCACACCUUGAGUUCCACAGAUCAGAGUUGGGCAUGCAGCCGUGUCUUGCUGUAGGUACGGAAGCAAGAUUGGAACGAACUCCCUGACUCGAUAUGUGUUCAUCUAUUGAGACUCUUCCUAGACUUCAUUAAGUUGCUCACUUUAAUUGUAGCUUUCUUUGCCAUCCUACUUGUUGCCAUUAACUUUUUCCCAUGGCCCACACUUCCUAAGCAGCCAUGUCCAAGUGUUAACUCUCUGCUUAGGGGAUCCAAUCCAUGGGCUGGCUGAGCACGGGCAGCAGCCGGCCCGGAACAGUUUUCCCAGACUGUGCUUUGUGGUGUGAUGGGUUCAGCGAUGGCUUGUGAGACCCUCGUGCGCUGUGAGCUGUGUGGGGAGGUUGGGGGCGAGAGCAGCCUCUGCCCAGGGCUCCUGUUAAUGCCUCUCUGCUUUAGCAGGCUGAAAGGACCCGGCACACGCCUUGGAGGCCCAGCGGAUCCUGAGCGACCAGAGCUGCGUUCCAGGCAUGCAGCAGCAAGUUUGCCAACCAGCACUGAGACACGUCAGAGAAGACAGAAGGACAGACACCGGAGUGGGGAGAUGAAGAGCUCAGAGCAGUGGUGCUACUCGUAUUUACAUGAACUGAGUCAAUCAAGCCAGAAUAAAACACUUGAGAUGUGGAAAAAACAAAUCUCUGUGGUACUUCUUGUGGGAAACAGAAUAUUUUUGGCAAAAAUAUGUCUGGGGCACAACCCAGUUCAGAGCACAGAACAAACCACCACCGUUGUGCUUGGAGGUGGACACAUUUUGCUUUAAGCAGACUGAUAUGUGAUCCUCAUGGAAGAUGAGGUCUUGUUGCUGGUUAAAUCCCAAAAAUGUGGCAGCUCAAUAAUGAGGAGGAUUUGUCUUGGGAGAGGCUGACACUCUGAAUGUGUUUCUGGCAGGAGAUUGCAGGAUGAGAGCAGUGAGAGUUUUUGAUGAUCUCAGCUGUUCCUGCCGUUUUUGUUUUUGUUUUUUUGUAAAGAAGAGUUGCUUGCUUCAUCCUGCCCUUUUCUCCCCAUUUUUUUAACUGAUAAACUCAGAAUUUGGUGAUGGGCUUACUCAGGAGCCCUGAGGACUUGCCCAAGAGCCAUCAGUUCCCCAUUUUCUACUGAUAAAGUCUCCAGACAUUCCUGCCUGCAGGAGGGGAUUAUUGAGCUCACUUCACAAAACCUACUUUUCCUCCUUUAACCUUUUUCAAAUUAUCUAAGUGAGCAGCAUUUAAAAAAAGCAAUCAGCCAUGACACACUUCUGGGGGUUGUACUGAGCAAUUCACCAGUGAGGAUUUUUGCAUCUUAAUGCAGGAGGAUAUUAAAUAUAAUGAAGGCUGAGGAGUGUGUGAAGUCUUCACUGAUAAGAAUGCAGUCAGGUGAGGCUUAAAUGAAUUCAGGCUGAAAAUACUUACAAAUAAUGCUUUGUGAGACCUCCCUAAAUAGGAUACUUAGACGCAGGCAGAAAUAAUGAACAGGUGCAAAAAUAAAGCCUGGUUGGAAGUGCUGUUAUUUUUGGCAUUGCUAAUUAUGGCAAUGAGUUAAUGAUACCUUCCUGGAAUGGGUGAGGGAAUCGCUGGAUCCAGGGGCUGGAUGUGGAAUCCAGUGUCAUCAUCGGGAAAGUGUUUGGGUGCCGUGGGUCUGACGUGAGCUUGGAUGACCCAGUUUUAUCCAAAAUGCCCUUUUAAAAAAUUAAGUCCUGUGUGUCCAGGCAGCUUAAGUCGUUCCCUGAGGAAAAAUGGGGAAAUGGAGCAAGGCUGAAGGGCGGUGACUGAGUCCUGGUCAGCUGGAAAUGUCUGCAGAGGAAAAAGGUGGAGGAUAGAAAUCCUGGAAAUGCUCCAAGUGCUCCUGUUUCCAGCUGGGUUCACCCUGCGGUGGGAACGGCCGCCCUGAAGGGAGGGGGAGAGCCCUGAGGGGGAAAUGGCGGCUCUGGGGGAGAAGGUCCUGCUAUGAGGGGAAAGUAGCGACACUGAGGGAGAAAUGACGACCCUCAUGGAGAAAUGGUGGCCUUGAGGGAGGAAGGACAGCGCUGGGGGGGAAAUGGCGGAUCUGAGGGAGGAAUGAGAGUCCUCAAGGUGCAAUGGCGGCCCUGAGGGAGGAAGGAUGACCCUGAGUGGAAAAUGGCGUCUGUGACGGACGGGGUGUUGCACUGAGGGAGAAAUGGCGGCCCCGCCGAGCUGGCCGCAGCCCCGAGGGCACAACAAUGACCCUGAGGGCAAAAUGUCGGAGCCCCGCGGCGGCUCCGUGAGCGGGUCACGGCCGGCCCGGAACGGCGCAGCCCCGGAACCCGCGAGCGGCUCCGCGGGGCCCGGGCGGUGCCUGAGCCGGGCGCACCGUCCCGGCGCCUUCCUGCGGCCGCCGCUCCCGCUCCGCCGCCCGGGCUCGGCCAUGCCGCGCCUCCUCCUCCUCCUCCUUCUCCUCUUCCUCCUCUUCCUCCUCGUCCCGCACCUCGGCCGCGCCACCGCCCCCAGCCCGGGGAACAGCACGGAACCGCCGCGGGCGGCCACACGGAACGAAACUCAGUCGGGGUCGGAGCAUGAGUCCGGGCCGAGGCUGUCGGUGGGGUCGGGGCUGCCGGUGCUGAGGCGGGCGGUUUAUGUGCUGAGCGCUCUGUCGGCGCUGGCCGCGCUUUACUUCGUGCUGCGGGCGUUCCGCCCCAGGUCCGAGGGCCCCAGAAAUGAGCCCAAAACUCAUUUCAGGUUGAAGAAACCCCAGAGGAAGAAGUACGGGCUGCUCUCGAGCCAGGACGAGAACAUGGAGCUGGGCUCCCUCGACAGUGACGAGGACACCGUGUUUGAAACCCGGAACCUGAGGCGAUGACUCGGGAUCAGCAGCACUGCCUGGAAUGAUGGAGGAUCCAGUCCCAGUGGAAUCUCCAGUGCUGAAGUUUUAUAUCUGCUUACAGUGACUUAAUUAACAGUUCGAGCCCUUCCAUAGCUGGGACAGGGGAGAGGGGACCAAACCUGUUUUCUUCACCUGCAUUCUUGGGGACAUUUCUGGGGAAGGAUGGGAGCUCUUCACUGCAUGGGGACAGGCUGAGGUAAGGGAAAUGCUCCUGGAUGAUUUUCAGCACCUGAAAUCUGAGCCCGAGAGCUGCCCCCGUGCCUCAUGUCCCUCUCUCUUUGCCCUGGAAGCAUCAGAUUCCUUUUCCAGGCUGAUCCUCUUUCCUUCCUGCAGUAUCAGGUUACUUCUUUGGGAAGUGUCUCUGUAAUCUGCUCCUGGGAGGAGCUGGGAGAGCUCUCGGUGUCUGUUACUCAAAUGGGGGUGGGAAGGUGAUAGUUCAGACAGAACAGCUUUGGGAAUGAGUUAAACGAGUUAAAUUUUGCAGGAUUGGCAGUUACUGGGAUAAUCCAAGUAAUUCAUGGGUUUACAGACAUGGUUACGAAUGAAAGGGGCCACAACCCAAAGGAAUAUUUCUCCAAAAGAGCCACCAAAAGGACUGGGAAUGCCUGGACUCUGCCCAGCCCCCGUGGUGAGUCCUCCAGGGACACGUGUGACAUCUGCCAAGCUCUGGAGUUUGUGAUACCCGAGGAAGAGCCAGGUGUGAGCCAGGGAGUGUCUUGGAGCAGCUGAUGACUGGAAAAGGGGGACCCCAGCCCCUCUGGGCUGUGAUUCAGGGCAGCCCUGGCUGGGUUGCCUCCUCUCAAGGACCCCAGAGUUUCAUUCCCUUGGCUGGUACUCAGCCAGGAUCUUUCCUGCAGCCCGUUGUUAUGUGCAUAUUUGGGAUCUGAUUGUGUAGGACCAAAGGUGAAUGUGUCAGGAGGUUGUUGUUGGGUGCAUCUGCUGCUAAACCAGUGAAAUCUGCUCGCCAAGUGCUCCUGCCCGUGGCCUUUUCUUGGAAACUGGCAGCACAUCCUUAAAUCCCAUUUCCCCGCCCAAGCUGGUAGUGCCUUUGUUUGGAGAACCCGAGGGAUUUGCCGUGUGGGCAGGGAGGGUCCCUGUGGCACCUUUAGGGUGAAUAUUUAGAAUGUCUUUGGAAUGUCUUUGACUCCUUUCCUUUGGCUUGCAAAUCCCCUGUGGAUCAGGGGCACCAUGAGAGGGGACAGGGAUGUGUUGAUCAGGGAGAGGCUGGGGGCUGGCAGCUGCUGCAGGAUCUCCCGAGGCAGCUGAGGGAAUGCUGUGAUCCUGUGCUUUGUCUGUUCAGGACAAGUGAGGUUCCCUGGAGAGAUCCCACCUCCGUGGCAGCUCUGUCUUGCAUGUGCACAAAGAAUUUUAAAAUACAUAUAUAUAUAUAUUUUUAAUAACGUUGCCUGUGCGCACACAGUGCUUGGAUGUGCCCCGUUUUCCUGUCCAUUGGAUCGUUUCACACCUAUUUUGGGUGUUCCCUGCUUGUUGUAGCUGCUGCAGAGGUUCCAUGUGGGAAUUGCUGGGAUGGCUCCACCCCUGGGGAUGAUCGGGGCUCUGUGAUCCAUGGUCAGGGAUCUCUCCUGAUCCUGCAGGGCUGCAUGUGCUGGUAAUUCCCUGGCUCUUCUAUUCCCUCUGGAAUGUUGUUCCUUGUGCUCUUAAAGCCAGAUGGGCCCGACUGUCCCAAUCCACUGCCACGCUCAGUGUUUGACCAGCACAUUCCUCAUCCUUUACCUGGAGUGAUGAACCUGAGCAUUCCUCAGGUUCCCCUCUUGUUGGACAGGUGGGGUUUGCAGUUCUCAAGUUUCCUCACCUCGCAGGAGUGGAGCAUUUGCUAAAUGAUUUGCAUCAGAGGGAACCUCAAGCAGUAGAUCCUGCCCUGAAAAUAAUUCUGGAAUUAAUUUUGGCUGGAGCAGAUGUUUGUGUUUGAGCAGGAAAGGCCUGGAGCAGGUCAUGAGGUGCCUGGGCUGUGCUGUGUGGGUACCAGAGAAGGAAAUUGAGGUGCCAGCCUGGAAUUUCUACACCACUUCUAUGUUUUCAGAGUCCUGCUGGCUUUAAAGUCCUUUAAACCUUGCUGACCUUUAAAGGGUGCAGGGUACAAAGGUACUUGUGGGGCUGUCACUUGUCCUGGUCUUGGCCUGGAGACAGGUUGGAGUUGUAAUCAGGGAAGCUGAAAUCUCUGAAGCUGUUUCCACUUCCAUCCUGCCCCUUGGCAGCAGCUGGCAUCUGGAUUUACCCUUUGCAGGCUGUGCCAUUCCAUCCCUGCUCUGCUCUGAGUCCUUGGAGGCCUUUUCUAAGAGGAGAAAACCAAGUGACAGAUCUGAGACUCCUUGGGGUGCUCAGCAUGAUCCCAUUUCUCUGGGAAGAAUCAGCUGGAGCUGUCACUUCCUGCAGUGUGAGCAGGGCCAGGCCAGGGCAGGUGUUUUUGGGCACAGCAGCUUUGAACACCUCACACGACAUUUCCACAGAGGAGCAGUUCAAGUGUUCCUUCCAUGACUCUUUCAGUUCCUCCACAUGUAUUUGAUACCUUUGAUUUAGGUCUUUUUGCACCAGUUGGAUCUUCCAGUAGCUUUCCAGUUUUAGUUUUUCAGGCUAAACACGGGAAUGCAAACAGACCUGCCUGUGCCUGGCCCUGGGCAGGCUGAAGCCUCACCAGCCACUGCUGCACUUUUCUUUCUCCUGGAUGAAUCAGGGUGUUGGUGGAGGCUCCAUGUGCCUGCUGGUCUGCAGGAUUCCUGCUCAUCCCAGCCAAAAGGAGCCAGCGGACCACGACCUGUAGCACCAGCGUGCGUCACGACUGACAACAACAGUCUGCUCUGAAUUAUGCCAAAGCCAGUUUUCCAAAGUUUACAUCAUCCUUCUGUUAUCUUGGAGGCUUCCUGGGAUGCUCUGCUGCUGUUACUGGCCUGCCCAAACCGACUGGGCCAUCUGCAGGGUUAAUGGGAUCCAUGGGAUCCAUGGGAGGGGGGUGAGAUCAGCUCUGUCGGUUUUGUUCUGUGCCUGGGAUGGGACCUGCAGCACUGGGAGUGCUGGGAGAGGGGCCUGUGGUGGGAAUCAAUAAACAAUAAAAUAAAAAAAA